Molecule: messenger RNA, 3831 nt
Organism: Cuscuta campestris
Lineage: Eukaryota; Viridiplantae; Streptophyta; Magnoliopsida; Solanales; Convolvulaceae
Source: the annotation of a GenBank genome assembly
CACUACUCCUGAAAUAAUUAUUUCUGUCAUUUUGGCGGAUGCUAAAUUCCGGUUUUGUCCCUGGGUAUUAAAUAGGUGGGUAAUUGAUUUGAACCUGGUAGUGGGUUUUCACGAUUCUUGAGGACGGCUAUUCAGGCGCCAAAUUCGCUAUCAUAGGCUGUUGCAUGCGCCCCGAUUUUUGAGGUCGGAGAUUUAGCCGGUUGUUUCGCACUUCCAAAAUUAUAAUCUAGAAACAUGAAGUGUGCAGAGAUUGGGAACCCUGAUAGUCCUCAGCCGGUGAGGAGACGCAGUCUGAGAAUUGCAAUGGAGAAAGAUGUAGCUUUGCACACUGGUGGACAAGCAGUGUCAGCGGAGGAUGAGCUGGAUGAAGUUCCGCUUAUUAAGCGAAUGGAGAAGGUUCAGGAAGUGCAGAGGUUAGAUAGAGGCGGCUUACUUGAUGGAAGGAUUAAUACAUACUGCAAUGUGAAUGAGGUCGCAAGACAAAUUAGGGCGAAACUAAAUCAAGAGGAGCUGGACAGAUUUAGGACUUCAGCUUUUGGGGUGCUUUUAGAUGUUCUGGAUUGUCCAUGGAUCAGUGGGCAAUUGCUCAUCCAUUUGGUAGGGAAUUGUGUGCGGUCUACUGAUGAAAGUGGAAGGAAGGACAAGUUAAAAUUCAGGAUCCUUGGUAAUGAGCUUCAUGUUAAAGAUGUUGAGCCAACGGGUGAUGAGUUGUUGUUGGAUAAUGUGAAAGAGCUUUUUAAGGAUAAACCCACCACUGCAGUGAAGGCCAGAAAGAAGUUGUCACUUAGCCUUUCGAAGCGUGUUCGAAAGGUUAAGGAAAGGCAGGUGAAUAUACGCGAUGCAUUUGUUAGGCUGAAAACUGAAGGGAAAGCAUCUGGAAGUGGGUUGAAGUCCGCAGUUAAAAGGGGUGGAACGGGCAGUGUCAAAGAAGAACAUGGUGCGGUGGAGCGGGAGCGUAAAGGGAAGAAGGUGUGUGUGGCAAAUACGGAUAGUGAGCAGUUGGAUAUGAUGAAGGAAAUCAAGGAGAUCAAGGAAAACCAGGAUGCACAGGCCAAGAAACUGGAUGAAAUCUUGGGCAUUCUUCGGCAAAAAACAGCGUCCGUUGAAGCCGGCUCAGCGUCUGGGAAAGGGUCUUUGAUGGGAGGUAAUGAAGAACCUAGGGUCCGGAAUGAAGGACUCACUGUUGAGGGGAAUACAGAUGCUGAGUGUAAAUGUGGGGUUGAUCUGGAUUUGAGUUGUGAGGAUGGGGGGCCAUCAUUUGAUCUUUUAACUCCAUUGCCUAGAGUGGAUGCAGUUGGUGCUGAGAUACAAAAUGACAAGAGUGGAAAUGUUUUGGUGACAGAAGCGUGUGACCGAGUAAAGGAGGGAAAGUGUCCAGAUAUUCCAUACACUGAGACACAAUAUGAUCCACGCUUCCUGGAUCUUAUUGACAGGCAGAAAGAGAUGAUCCUAAUGUCUUUACAGAACGCAAGCAGUGUUCCUUUGGUUUCUUGCGAAGGGAUUAUUGGGCAGGAUGCGAUUCAGGGUGGGUGCAAGACAAGUGUGAGUGGUGAUGAUACUGCCAAGAAAUCUGGUAACACUACAAUGCCAGACGAUGUGCAUGUACCAGUGGAGGUUGAGUCCACAUUUGGGGGGUCCAGUGGUUCAAACAAGGGGAAACUUGGGCAGCACAUCGAUGGAGGCAAACGUAGACGUAGCUUGGAUGACGAUGAUUUUGAAAGAAUUUUUACUAGCAGCCGGGUGGGAAGUGGGGGACAAGGAGUGAAUGGUGCUCAAGAUGCUUUGCUGGUGUUUUCCAUGGCUUCAGAUUCCAAUACCGAAUGUGUUGAGAUUGAACGUCCCAAAAGGGUUCACAAGAAUCCGGAGAGAUAUACUCCCACAGAGGUCGAACAUGAUAAGAAAAAGCGGAAGCUGGGGAGGUUGGAGCGUGCUAAGCAACAUCUGAAUCAUGAUAGCUCGGUUGUAUGCCAUGGGCCCUUUUCAGAAGAUCCAAAGGCGAUGCCUACGAAUGGGGAAAUAGAAAAGGUGUUUUCCAUGGCUUCAGAUUCCAAUACCGAAUGUGUUGAGAUUGAACGUCCCAAAAGGGUUCACAAGAAUCCGGAGAGAUAUACUCCCACAGAGGUCGAACAUGAUAAGAAAAAGCGGAAGCUGGGGAGGUUGGAGCGUGCUAAGCAACAUCUGAAUCAUGAUAGCUCGGUUGUAUGCCAUGGGCCCUUUUCAGAAGAUCCAAAGGCGAUGCCUACGAAUGGGGAAAUAGAAAAGUAUGUUGAAAUAGCAAUGCAUUUCCUGGAAGUGAAGGGUAGGCAGUAUAACCUCCUGCAGAUGUACACAACUGCAACCCCUUACUUCUUGCAAGGGUUGUAUAAUCACCAAGCAAUGGUAAAUGUUGGCAAGGCCAAAAAGGAGGAAGUUGUCACUAAUCGGAAUCUAAGCAGUGAGGUGCUGGGGUUAGCACGGGCAUAUUCGAGGCCAUGGUCUGAGUGUGAUUUUGUGUAUAUGCCCUUGAAUACCGGUGACCACUGGAUGUUGCUUGUCCUGGAAGUUGAAGGGAGGACAAUACGGGUAUACGAUUCAAAAGGAAGGAAGGGAAAGAGUUGUCGGGCAUUGAACGAAUACAUGCAAUGUAUCACCGAGUUGCUGCCUGUCCUGCUUGAUUUGUUGAGUGUAUAUGAUGAGCACUCGGAAGGCCCAAUGGGGAAAAAGAAGUUCAAUAUCGAGGUUGUUGAUGGGUGUACACAACAAGAUGACGGGUGCAACUGUGGGAUGUUUAUGUUGAAGUUUGCGGAGUAUCUAAUGAUGGAUAGAAAAAUUUCUGAUGUUCAUGCACGCGACAUGGAAGGGUACCGGGUUAAGAUGACUACGGAGCUCAUGCGUUUGAAGUCAUUACGGAGUACCGGUAUGGCCCACUUUUGCAACGUGCCCAUCGCGGCAUACCUAUUUUGGAUAGUGGAUGCUAUGGCAGUGUUGUUGUCAACAUUGUGGCUGUGGGGUUUUCCCACACUUGCUGAUUUGUGCUGUCAUGUUGAAAUAGCAAUGCAUUUCCUGGAAGUGAAGGGUAGGCAGUAUAACCUCCUGCAGAUGUACACAACUGCAACCCCUUACUUCUUGCAAGGGUUGUAUAAUCACCAAGCAAUGGUAAAUGUUGGCAAGGCGAAAAAGGAGGAAGUUGUCACUAAUCGGAAUCUAAGCAGUGAGGUGCUGGGGUUAGCACGGGCAUAUUCGAGGCCAUGGUCUGAGUGUGAUUUUGUGUAUAUGCCCUUGAAUACCAGUGACCACUGGAUGUUGCUUGUCCUGGAAGUUGAAGGGAGGACAAUACGGGUAUACGAUUCAAAAGGAAGGAAGGGAAAGAGUUGUCGGGCAUUGAACGAAUACAUGCAAUGUAUCACCGAGUUGCUGCUUGUCCUGCUUGAUUUGUUGAGUGUAUAUGAUGAGCACUCGGAAGGCCCAAUGGGGAAAAAGAAGUUCAAUAUCGAGGUCGUUGAUGGGUGUCCACAACAAGAUGAUGGGUGCAACUGUGGGAUGUUUAUGUUGAAGUUUGCAGAGUAUCUAAUGAUGGAUAGAAAAAUUUCUGAUGUUCAUGCACGCGACAUGGAAGGGUACCGGGUUAAGAUGACUACGGAGCUCAUAGUAUACAGUAACGAGCUGAAAGAGAAGGCCGAAGACAAAUAGCCUUAGGGUGUGAAAUUAUUUGGAAUGUUUCUGCAUGGUGUGGACAGUUUUUUUUUUGGGAUGGGGGCAGUUUCUAUUAUGUGGUGUCUCAGGAUUUGAAAUGUGAUGUUGUUUUUUGUUGAAUUGGUGGUACGGUAUUUUUGUCGUUUUGAUUAGUUGUUU